AUGAAGAGAAGACACUCUGGUUCAACGACUGGUGAAGAGACGCUCAGCAAGCGCGUCGACAGCCGAGCAGCAAAUCGUUCCGCAAAAAGAGACGGAAUAGCGCAAAGCAGUGAUGGGAACAGCAAGCAGACCAUCACUCAGUCCAACGAGGUCAAGGUCGAUAGUCCCAAGAUGGACGACGACGCCGGCGCAGAAAAGAAAUGGAAAGCAUGGUCCGCCCACGCGACAUCCACGCCAUACCCUGACUUCGGCCACCCCACAAACCGCGAGUGCCAACUAGCCUACGACAUCCUUCACAAACUGCACAACACCGCCGUCGAAGCCGAAUUCGAAGACACCAACACACCCGAGACAAUCCCGUUCGUCCUCGACGCCCUCAUCGUCGCCGUGCUCAGCCAAGCCACGAGCUGGAACAAUGCGAAACGCGCAAUGGACAGCAUGAAAGACACGUACGGCUCGGUGUUCGCCUACGAGGAGAUAUAUAAUGGGGGGUCUGAGAAACUACAAGAGACUAUUCGCUGCGGCGGCUUGCACAUCAGAAAGACCAAGAUCAUCAUGUCCAUCCUCGAGGAAGUGAAGCGUCGCUACGGACGCUGGAAUCUCGACCAUCUCCUUGAAGCCAGCGACGAAGAUGCUAUGAAGGAGCUCAUGAGCUACAAGUACGUAGGCCCAAAGUCUGCGUUCGUAGUCAUGGGCUGGUGCUUGAAGAGGAACAGGUUCACGGUUGACACGCAUGUGUAUCGCAUUGCUGGCUUAUGGGGAUGGAGACCGAAGGAGGCGAGUAGGGAGAACACGCAGUUGCAUUUGGAUGCGGUGAUUCCGCCGGAGCUGAAGUUUAAGUUACAUUUCUUUCUUAUUCAGCAUGGAAGGACUUGCCCUGCGUGCCGCGGUGGGAGUAAGGAUACGAAGGGGUGUGAGGUGCUCAAGGAGGUGAAGCAGGAACUGAAGAAGACGGAUUAA
Molecule: messenger RNA, 960 nt
Organism: Alternaria ethzedia
Lineage: Eukaryota; Fungi; Ascomycota; Dothideomycetes; Pleosporales; Pleosporaceae
Exons: 1
Coding region: 1-960 (319 amino acids)
Biological process (GO): base-excision repair
Molecular function (GO): catalytic activity
Source: RefSeq, a predicted model, not a curated record